This is a messenger RNA of Ambispora gerdemannii, 706 nucleotides long. The record is from the annotation of a GenBank genome assembly. Lineage: Eukaryota; Fungi; Glomeromycota; Glomeromycetes; Archaeosporales; Ambisporaceae.
AUGAUCAUAGUAAUCACAGUAAUACCCGCCACUCUUUUAAGUCUAACAAUCGAAAAACAUUCAUCAGAAAUAGACAGCGAAUAUAAAAACAAUAUUAUUAUUGGCGACGUCGAGGAUUAUACCAAAGACCGAAAACUAUACGACAGACUAGUGACAAUAAAUUUAUCAAUACUCUACUACAUCGCUAUUUACAUUUUCCUACUUGUGAAACUAUGGAAUCUACGUAACAAGAUCUCAGACUACAAGAUCUGGUUGUUUCAAGGAUUUGUUGGAUUACUGAUGACGAUGGCACAUUUAUCCGCUUACAUGAUCGUCAAAAAUUAUGAUGAUAGUCAACAGCCUAUUAUUACGUCGACUUUGGCAUUCACAGUGAUUCUAGCAAAAGAGCGGAAGUUGAUUUAUGUUUGUUUUUUGAUGAUUCCUAUUUGGGUCAUAUCGGUUAUAGCGUUAAUGAAUUAUUCGGGUCGUGUUGGUGGUUGGAUGUGUAGCAGUAAAAGCUAUCGUUGCACUGCUGGCAGUCAACAAGAUCCUUUGUCAUCAAGUGAAGGAGGAGAAAUAUGCGAUUAUGUAGAGGUUUCUACAAAAAUAAUGACAUCAUCUUCGUCUUCGUUACUACCAGAAGCAGCAAAACUACAAGAACAGAAUUACAAUGAAAUUAUUCGAGUACCUCAUUAUGGUUCAAUGAGAUCAACUAUCAUCACUGACA